AUGUUCUCCAGUCUCCGCCGCCUCCCCGGCAGUGGCGACCACGGCCCUCUGCACCCGGGAUCUAAUCGGACUCUCCCCCUCUUUCUCUUCCUCCUCCUCCUCCUCCACCUCGCAGAAUUCCCUUCCGUUUUUGCCCUCGACUUCCUCUUCAAUUCCUUCAAUGUCACCUCCACCGGCUCCAUCAACCUCAUCGACGACGCCCGAAUCGAGACUCCGGUGAUCCAACUCACCAACGACUCGAACCAGUUCUCUAUCGGCCGGGUCUUCCACGUCUCGAAAAUCCAGAUGAAACCCGGUUCAAAUUCCACCACACUUUCCUCAUUUUCAACUUCUUUUAUCUUCUCGAUCUUGCCCGAGAUCAGCACGAGCCCCGGGUUCGGCCUCGUGUUCGUGCUUUCCAACUCAACCCAACCAGACGGCGCCAUCUCGGGUCAGUAUUUCGGGAUAUUCUCCAACGCCACCGUCCCCUCUGUCGCCCCAAUCCUUGCCGUCGAGUUUGACGUCGGGCAAAACCAGAAUUCAACGACCGGAAUGACAACCACAUCGGAAUUGAUCUCAAUAACGCCGAAUCCGUGGUAG
Messenger RNA from Thlaspi arvense, 579 nucleotides. The record is from the annotation of a GenBank genome assembly. NCBI's taxonomy places the organism in Eukaryota, Viridiplantae, Streptophyta, Magnoliopsida, Brassicales, Brassicaceae.